This is a messenger RNA of Cottoperca gobio, 3028 nucleotides long. RefSeq lists its product as uncharacterized. The coding region runs from base 98 to 2710 and encodes 870 amino acids. Lineage: Eukaryota; Metazoa; Chordata; Actinopteri; Perciformes; Bovichtidae. The transcript has 9 exons. Gene Ontology annotation, molecular function: tRNA binding; double-stranded RNA binding; nucleotidyltransferase activity. Gene Ontology annotation, biological process: regulation of translational fidelity. The record is from RefSeq and is a predicted model, not a curated record. Gene Ontology annotation, cellular component: membrane; cytoplasm.
UUUUCCCAGUGUGGGGCAGCUCAGGUUCUUCCUGCGUGCAGACGUCAGACGCAGCUCUAUAAAGUGCAGCUUCACGUCUUCAGGACUCUACUUGACGAUGGCUCAACGCCCCUCUCUGCACGUGUCUGUUGGCAUACUGGGCAUCUCUGGUGGUUCUCUCCUGCUUUUGGUGAACAACUACACCAGCUCAUCUAAAACAGACUUCAUCCCCUAUACUGCUCUGGGGAUUCUGCUCCUCGUCAUUGCAGUCCUCUUAGCCUAUGCAGCGAUCCGUCGCAGUCUGUCCCACGCACAGCUGUUUUCCUCUGUGUGUCUGACUGUCUCUGCUCUGUGGUGUGGUUCAGGUCUGGUGUACAUCUUGGCUGGGCAGGGGGUGCUGCACCCCUCAGAGCUGAGAUACUCUCUGGUCCCAGGACUGGCAGCAUUUACCUUAGCCCUGCUCAUCAUAGGCGGCGUAGCAGUCGUAGUAAAGAAAGUGGUUCUAGUUCUCAUUGCUGUCGGUAUUGGCUUAGCAUGUGCGCAUCAAAUCGCCGGUUUGUCAGCGGCAGGUUUUGGUCAAUCUGCCACAGCCGCUAACUACCUUCUUGUCUUUCUGGUUUGUGUUUACUUUGGGUUUGGACGUCUGCUGUCCACCAUCACUGAUGGUAAAGUGGAGCCUCCGGCAACAGGCCUGAAGAAAAAAUCUGAGCUGAAAACAGAGCAGAACCAGGGGUGUAGUGAUGCAGUGUCAGUAGGUCUGGUGAUGAACUUGCUGUCCGCCUCUGUGUUAGCCUGUCCUCUGUUAGGAGUGGUGCCCAAGCUCUUCAUCGGUCAUGUCCCUUGGCUGUGGACAGCUGGAGUCUUCCAGCUUGGCAUGUGUGUCCUCUUCUUCCGAGGCAUGGACACACUAGCUGCCACAUUUUACGCCUUCACUGCUCUGCUGAAAUUUGCAGAGGGCUACAGCGCUCUUCUAUCAUUCUACUCAAUUGAGCCUUUCUCUCCUGUUCCCUUCCCCGCUGUCUUCUCUGUGCUUUUCUCCAUCCUGGCUCUGUUCAGCUGUCAGAAGAGCUUGCUGGAGGGGCUCUACCAGUUAUUCUUUGCAGCUUAUUGUAUCGCCAUUGCAGCCCAGCCUCAAGGCUUCUUCCAAGGAGGUACGCAGGGUGUACAGGGAGCUAUAUUUGUAUUCUCUGCCUACAUGCUUUUAAUUAUCACAUUCAAUAUGGUCUCCACUACAAUGAUUCCAACAGGGCAGGGCUGUUUCAAGGCUUUAGUAGCCAGGAUGCCGGGCCUUACUCUCAGAGUCCAUGAUAAAGAGCUCCAUGCACCUUACCUGGGCUACUCCAAGUACGCUGAUGCAGAGGUGUUAGGCCACGCCUGCAGUGUGCUGGCUGCUUUUGCCAUGUCAGAUACAGUUGGUGACCGAAAUCCUCUGUCUGUGCUAAUUCUUCCUUGGGUGGUGGUGGCCGGAGGUGUACUCCAGCUGUUCUGCGGCUCAGUAGCUUUUGCUCGAGGUAAAACCUUUGAGAGCACAGUUUUUUAUUUGUACGGGGUGAUGUGGGCAGUGUGGGGGUUGACACGAUACGGCGGACUAUACGGCGAAACCAGAAGCUUUCAGGUGGCUGUCGGGAUUAUUAGCUUCAUGCUGUUUAACUGUUUAGUGACAGCUGCAGCGCUGUUGCUAAAUGUCGCCUGGUUUGUUUACGCCCUCACCUUCCAGCUCAUCCUUAUUAGCUUCCUGCUGGAUGCAGUAGGUGCACUGCCUUAUGGUUAUGACAUAGGAGUCACCAUCAUCUUUGGUCUGGUCAGUUUUUAUUGUUUCCUGGCACACAUUUUCAACAGCACCUUCCAGUCCCCCCAGAUCCCCUUAGGUAAAUCUUUAGUGAAGCUGAGCGGGGUUGGAGGAGGCGCAGAUGUUUGUCCGCAUGUAUCAGCCCGCAAGGCCACAUCUGUCCUGCAGAUUGCAGAAAUCAUGAAAAAUGGUGGCAUAUGUGGAAUGCCUACUGACACCGUCUAUGUGCUGGUGGCAGCCUGCAACAGGCCCGACGCAGUCAUCAAAGCUUAUAAGGUGAAGAAGCAGGCGGAGGACCGACCCAUGUCUCUGUGGAUCUCCUCCAUCAAGCAGCUGGAGCCGGUGCGACACCUGCUGAGCCCUCUGCUGCUGGACUUCAUGGAGGCUGCAUGGCCCUCCUCAAUUAGCAUGGUCAUACCCAAAGGCCCGUGGAUGGACAUUUUUGGUUUAGGAGAUGCUGCCAAACACAUAGGGACUCCACAAAGCAUUGCAAUCAGAAACCCAGACUGCUCUGUGGCCACACACCUCAUUAAUCUGGUUGGGCCCAUCGCUGUAACCUCAGCCAACCCUACAGGCGAGGCAGACACAACUCACCACAACCAAGUUUACGCCAAGCUGGGCAAAAAGGUGGAUGGAGUGUUAUGUGACGGACCCUCCCCAGAGAACAUUGCAUCUACUGUGGUUGACUGUACUAAGAUUGAAACAGGGCACAUUGGUUUUUUCAGAGUGGGUCUCAUUCCUAAAUCUAAGGUUCUUCAGAUCUUCGAGGAGGUUCAGAUGCGGUGCAGACAUGGGCAGACAAAUCCAGCUUUUGAAUAUGAUCUACAUCUGUCAGAUACACUAACGGACAAAAGUUCAGGAAAGGAAGACAAAGCCGAGUCAAACUCAACACCAUCCACAGUUUCACCUGAACAAAGUCUAGUCCUCAGAAAAGGGUCAUAGUGUCAAUACACUGCUUAAAAAUGCUGCCAAAUGGAAAGUAAAUUCAGACUUCUGUUAAUGGAAAAAAUCCACGCAUGGAUGGAAAUGUAAUAGUGGUCAUGCUGUGUGUAUUAUGCUUGUCUGUUCAUCUGAAUGUUGCAUAUUGGGGGGGAAACUUUUACAAUGCUACAUUACACAGACUAAUGUCACUUAUGUCCUUUUACUCACUGGGUAAUUUUAAUUUGUGUUUUGUACUGUAUGUAAUAUUUAACAUUUAAAUUGUCUUUUUCUGGAAUUUGUAGCAUUUCAAAUACUUGAAUGUACUGUAUAUAAUUUUUA